Molecule: messenger RNA, 2956 nt
Organism: Saccostrea cuccullata (small rock oyster)
Lineage: Eukaryota; Metazoa; Mollusca; Bivalvia; Ostreida; Ostreidae
Product: DNA mismatch repair protein Msh2-like
Exons: 2
Coding region: 141-2888 (915 amino acids)
Biological process (GO): mitotic recombination; mismatch repair
Cellular component (GO): nucleus; MutSalpha complex
Molecular function (GO): ATP binding; ATP-dependent DNA damage sensor activity; mismatched DNA binding
Source: RefSeq, a predicted model, not a curated record
AUUGGGGCGAAACCACCCAAUUCUGCACUUUUGCCGGGAAUAUCUGUAGCCAUUUCGACUGACCCCGCUAGAAUCAGAGUCGUGUUUCCCUUAACAGACCUUUAUGUGGAAGAAUUUCUGAUAUCCGGAAGUACUCAAGCAUGGAUCCUUUUCAAGACCAAGGAUUUAUUACUGCAUACAAAAGUUUGCCAGAGAAACCAAAUACCACCAUUAGAUUCUUUGACAGAUCUGAAUAUUAUACAGUUCAUGGACAAGAUGCAGUGUUUGUCGCCAAAGAAGUCUAUAAGACGAUCGCUGUCAUUAAACAUUUAGGAAUAGGGGAGAACAAGCUGGAGUCUUUGACAAUAAGCAAGCUGAACUUUGAAUCACUCGUCAAAGAGUUAUUGCUGAUUCGUCAAUAUAGAGUUGAAAUCUUUAAAAACAGACCUGGAGCUAAGAGUAAUGAAUGGGUGAUAGCAUUUAAGGCCUCGUCUGGAAAUUUAACCCAGUUUGAAGACAUUUUAUUUGGAAACUCUGACAUUCCUCAAUCUGUAGGAAUCUUGGCUUUGAAGAUUGGAACAGAAAAUAAUGAAAAGAUUAUUGGAAUUGGAUUUGCUGAUGUCAUGUUGCGAAAAUUACUAGUUGCAGAAUUUGUGGAUAAUGACCAGUUUUCAAACCUAGAGGCACUGAUUAUUCAGUUAGGAGCCAAAGAGUGUGUAGUUGGAGCAGGUGAUUUACAAACUGGAAAGCUGAGACAGGUUCUAGAGAGAAGCAAUAUUCUUGUAACAGAAAGAAAAAGAGGUGAUUUUUGCAGCAAAGACGUGGUGCAAGAUUUGAAUCGUUUGCUGAAAUGCAAGAAAGGACAGCAGAUGAACAGCUCAACAUUGAGUGAAAUGGAAAAUAAAGUGGCUGUAGAGGCAUUAUCUGCAUUGAUCAAAUACUUAGAGCUUUUAUCAAGUGAAGAUUAUUUUGGGCAAUUCAGCUUGGGAUCAUUUGACUUUAAACAGUAUAUGAAGCUGGAUUCUGCUGCAGUGCGAGCUUUGAACUUGUUUCCCUCCACUUCUGAUGGUAACAAGAACCAGAGUGUUCUAGGUUUACUGAACCGGUGCAAGACCACACAGGGACAGCGACUUCUGGCUCAGUGGAUAAAACAGCCUCUGGUAGACGUCAACCUUAUUGAAGAACGGCAGAAAAUUGUUGAUUUUUUUGUGAAGAACACUGAAUUAAGACAGCUGGUGGCUGAAGACCAUCUUAGAAGGAUACCUGACUUUCAAAGAUUAGCUCGAAAAUUUCAACAAAGAAAGGCUUCACUUCAAGAUUGCUACAGAGUCUACCAGGCUAUUGAUAAAUUACCACUGCUGAUGGACACAUUAGAAAAACAUAGCGCAGGAAUCGGUAGUCUUGUAAUGGAAAUAUUUGUUAAUCCAACGAAAGAAAUAUUGAUGGAUUUUUGUAAAUUUCAAGAAAUGGUGGAGGAAACAAUGGAUCUUCAGCAAGUAGAAAAUCAUGAGUUUGUUAUCAAACCAGGAUUUGAUGAAGAACUACAAGCACUUUCCCAAAGAAUCAAUGAUUUAGAAGAUAGGAUUAAAAGUCAACUCAACAAAGUUGCCAGAGAUUUAGGAGUUGAAGCAAACAAAGUACUUAAGCUGGAGAGCAGUAGUCAGUUGGGGUACUUUUUCAGAGUAACUAGAAAGGAGGAAAAAGCACUGAGAAAUAACAAGAACUAUACAACAAUAGAUACCAAAAAUAGUGGAGUGCGCUUCCACAACAAUGCUGUGAAAGAGCUCAACGAGGAGUACCUGAAAGCUAAAGAGGAGUACAGUGAGCAGCAGAAAAGUAUAGUAGCAGAAAUCAUUUCUAUUGCAGCUGGAUAUUGUGAAACCAUGUUCAUGUUGAAUGAGUUGAUUGCUCAGCUGGAUGUGUUGGUCAGUUUUGCUGUUUCAGCAGCAAGUGCUCCAAUACCAUUUGUUUGUCCGAAACUUUUGAAUAAAGGCAGUGGGAAAAUUCAGCUGAUUGAAGCCCGCCAUCCAUGUCUGGAAUUGCAGGAAGAUAUCUCUUUCAUACCAAAUGACAUCAUAUUUGAAAAAAAUCAGCAAAUGUUUCAUAUAAUCACUGGUCCAAACAUGGGUGGAAAAUCAACAUACAUCAGAUCUGCUGGAGUCAUAGUUCUUCUGGCACAGAUUGGGUCCUUUGUUCCGUGCAGUGAAGCCACAGUGACUAUUGUGGAUAGCAUUCUAGCUCGCGUUGGUGCAGGAGAUAAUCAGGUUAAAGGGAUAUCAACAUUCAUGGCAGAAAUGCUAGAAACAGCUUCUAUAUUAAAGUCUGCCACAAAAGAUUCUCUUAUCAUUAUUGAUGAACUUGGAAGAGGAACAUCUACCUAUGAUGGUUUUGGAUUGGCAUGGGCAAUAUCAGAACACAUAGCAGCUGAGAUCAAAGGAUUUUGCCUAUUUGCUACACAUUUUCAUGAGUUAACUACUCUUGCUGACAAGAUUCCUGGCGUUAACAACUUGCAUGUAACAGCUUUGACGUCCAAUGAAACACUGACGCUUCUCUAUCAAGUGAAACAAGGGCCCUGUGACCAGAGCUUUGGAAUUCAUGUGGCAGAAUUAGCUCAUUUUCCACGGCAUGUGAUUGAGUUUUCAAAGAAGAAAGCAUCAGAACUGGAGGACUUCCAGUCAGUUGAAUUGGAAACUUCUCUGAAAGGAAAUGAUGAGCCAGUUGUGAAGAAAAGGAAAAUAGAAAAGGAGGAAGGUGAAGAAAUCAUCGGAAAAUUCCUGGGUAGUGUGAAGAAGAUGUCCAACUCCAGCAUGUCAGACCAGGAUAUUAUCUGCAAUUUGAAAACCUUGAAGCAGCAGGUUCUUGAUCAAAAUAAUGUUUAUGUUGGAGAUGUUCUGGCCAAGAAAAAUUAAAGUCUCAAAGGGAAUGUUAUGAAUAAAAUUGAUAUAAUACAUGUAUAUAAUAAAUCUUGAUUAAUUCA